CGGCGAGCAUAUGGCCGGUUGGAUUGUAGCAUAUUAUAAAUAUAACUCGAGCGCUAUUUGCAGCGUUAAACAGAAGCCAGCCGCUAAGACCGCUAGUCGCUAGUCUAGAUCCGCUUUAAAAUAAAAACUAGUUAUUUAGUGAACGCAACUAGCCGCAGGUCCAGCCACAACAAAAACAACGCCGCGACUAAGAGGAAGAGAAGUGCGUGAGAGAAACGACAGCUGCUCUGCGUGUGUGUUGGUGCAGGAUAACAAUACAAAACAUACAAAAACAACAACGACAACAAGAGCGAGCAGUGUCAAAGUGCCAAAAGAAUUUGCCAAAUAAAAAGAAAAAUUAGUAAACCGAACGGACAACCGCUUCAAAUUUCAACCAGAGUUCAAUGCAAAGACAUGUGCAUAAAUGAAGAGCUACAGCCAAUUUAAUUUAAACGCCGCCGCCCCGCCCGCCAUUGCAUACGACAAUUCAGUUGUAAAUCCAAACGGUUCGCCUUUAGAUCAGCAACAACAACAACAGCAACAACAACAAGCGCAGCAGCAGCAGCGCCAGGACAUGCCGCACUUUGGACUGCCCGGGGGCCCUCAGCCGCCGUCGACGCAGCAACAACAACAACAACAACUGCAAGUGCACCACCAACAGCAGCAACAACAACAACAGCAGCAGCAACAUCAACAACAAAUGCAAAUGUCCUUGCUGCCGGGUCCUUAUCGGCCUCACAUCGAGGAAAAGAAGCUCACGCGGGACGCCAUGGAGAAAUACAUGCGCGAGCGCAACGACAUGGUCAUUGUGAUCCUGCAUGCCAAGGUGGCCCAGAAGUCCUACGGCAAUGAGAAGCGUUUCUUCUGCCCGCCGCCGUGCAUCUAUCUUUUCGGAAGUGGUUGGCGUCGGCGGUACGAGGAGAUGUUGCAACAGGGCGAGGGAGAGCAAGGAGCACAGCUCUGCGCCUUCAUUGGAAUCGGAAGCAGUGACCAGGACAUGCAGCAGUUGGAUCUCAAUGGCAAACAGUACUGUGCGGCCAAGACGCUCUUCAUCUCAGAUUCGGAUAAGCGAAAACACUUCAUGCUGUCGGUGAAGAUGUUCUACGGCAAUGGCCACGACAUUGGCGUUUUCAACUCGAAAAGGAUCAAGGUGAUAUCCAAGCCGUCCAAAAAGAAGCAGUCCCUGAAGAAUGCCGACCUGUGCAUAGCGAGCGGCACCAAUGUUGCCCUCUUCAAUCGCCUGCGUUCCCAAACCGUGUCCACCCGUUAUCUGCAUGUGGAGAACGGUCACUUCCAUGCCUCGUCGACGCAAUGGGGUGCCUUCACGAUACACCUGCUGGAUGACAACGAGUCCGAGUCGGAGGAGUUCCAAGUGCGCGAUGGUUACAUUCAUUACGGAGCCACGGUGAAGUUAGUGUGCUCCGUUACGGGCAUGGCCCUGCCACGUCUGAUUAUUCGGAAGGUGGACAAGCAGAUGGCCUUGCUGGAGGCCGAUGAUCCCGUCUCGCAGCUGCACAAGUGCGCCUUCUACAUGAAGGACACGGAUCGGAUGUACCUAUGCCUGUCGCAGGAAAAGAUCAUUCAGUUUCAGGCCACUCCCUGUCCCAAGGAGCCCAACAAGGAGAUGAUCAAUGACGGCGCUUGCUGGACCAUCAUCUCCACCGACAAGGCAGAGUACCAGUUCUACGAAGGCAUGGGACCUGUGGCUUCCCCAGUCACUCCAGUGCCAAUUGUGAAUUCACUGAAUCUCAAUGGUGGCGGUGAUGUGGCCAUGCUGGAGCUCAGUGGCGACAACUUUACGCCGCAUCUGCAGGUGUGGUUCGGCGAUGUGGAGGCAGAGACCAUGUAUCGCUGCACGGAAACGUUGCUGUGUGUGGUGCCAGAGAUUUCCCAGUUCCGCGGCGAAUGGCUUUGGGUUCGACAACCCACACAAGUACCCAUUUCGCUGGUUCGCAACGAUGGCAUUAUCUAUGCCACUGGUCUGACUUUCACAUACACACCUGAGCCGGGACCUCGUCCGCAUUGCAACACCCAGGCCGAGGAUGUUAUGCGGACGCGACAGAACAAUAAUAAUAACAACAUCACUAGCAUUAGCAACAACAAUAACAGCAACAAUGCGGGAUCACCGGCCGGCGGGAGUAUGCAACAACCACAGCAGCAUCAGGCGCUGCCCUCCAUCUCAGAAGUGCAAUGGAAUAGUCAUGGUAGCGGCUUGUCCUGAGUGCAGGAUUAUUGCAUCGCACAUUUAUGUAUCUUAAGUUAUUUAUAGUUUUUAUUGGAGACCUUAGUUUGUAGAUUGACGAUUUUUCUCAUACUUAUUUUCCACCUCUCAUGACGUGAAACAAACUGUGUCCCCUCCUCUCUAAAGUGAAUCAUCCUAUAUACAUGUUUCUAGUGCUAGUUCGGAACCAAUAGAUUUGUAAAUGCCUCAUACAACUUUGUACAUAAUUCGAAAAAGCUCACUGACAUAUAUAUAUUUGUAUGUGCAUGAAUAUACAUCUACACAGAACAUAUAAUUCUAGUUAAAUAUACAAUUGAUGUAAGUUUAUAGAAGAUUUUUAGCUGCGGUUAAAAUAUUUAUGAUUUUAUUUGCUAUGAAUUUCUAAGGGCUGUCAAAGGUCAAAAAAAGUACUGCGAAAUGUACCAGAAAACCUAUGCUCGCCUUGAAAAAUGCCAGCAAGUAGCCAUGCUACAUAAAAACAUUCCAUUUCACCCUCAAACUUUCCAUGAAGUCAAAGACAAAGUCAAAAGGGAAACUUUUUUCUGUACAUAGAAUUUUGUUGCAUUUUUUAAUUCCAACUCUUUGGAAAUUCAUAGCACAGAAAGUCCAAUCAAAUAUUUUGUAAAAUAUAAUCGCAAAAAGACAAAGCAGCGAUUUAUUAACGUCUAAGCGACAAGUCCAACAUUAAUAAAAGAAAGAAGGAAAUCCGAAA
Messenger RNA from Drosophila ficusphila, 2912 nucleotides. RefSeq names its product suppressor of hairless protein (gene Su(H)). The transcript has 4 exons. Gene Ontology annotation, cellular component: nucleus. Bases 404 to 2200 code for a protein of 598 amino acids. The record is from RefSeq and is a predicted model, not a curated record. Gene Ontology annotation, molecular function: DNA-binding transcription activator activity, RNA polymerase II-specific; RNA polymerase II cis-regulatory region sequence-specific DNA binding. NCBI's taxonomy places the organism in Eukaryota, Metazoa, Arthropoda, Insecta, Diptera, Drosophilidae. Gene Ontology annotation, biological process: regulation of transcription by RNA polymerase II.